CUCCAAACCAAACCCCUCGCCUCCGCUUUGACCACCGCCGCGCCGCGCCACGCCGCGCCACCGUGAGAGAGGGAGACAGAUGGAUCCGGUGACGGCGGCGGCGGCGCAUGGGGGUGGGCACCACCACCACCACCACUUCGGAGCGCCACCGGUGGCGGCGUUCCACCACCACCCGUUCCACCACGGCGGCGGGGCGCACUACCCGGCGGCGUUCCAGCAGUUUCAGGAGGAGCAGCAGCAGCUUGUGGCGGCGGCGGCGGCGGCUGGUGGGAUGGCGAAGCAGGAGCUGGUGGAUGAGAGCAACAACACCAUCAACAGCGGCGGGAGCAACGGGAGCGGCGGGGAGGAGCAGAGGCAGCAGUCCGGGGAGGAGCAGCACCAGCAAGGGGCGGCGGCGCCGGUGGUGAUCCGGCGUCCCAGGGGCCGCCCCGCCGGCUCCAAGAACAAGCCCAAGCCUCCGGUCAUCAUCACGCGCGACAGCGCCAGCGCGCUGCGGGCGCACGUCCUCGAGGUCGCCUCCGGGUGCGACCUCGUCGACAGCGUCGCCACGUUCGCGCGCCGCCGCCAGGUCGGUGUCUGCGUGCUCAGCGCCACCGGCGCCGUCACCAACGUCUCCGUCCGGCAGCCCGGCGCGGGCCCCGGCGCCGUCGUCAACCUCACCGGCCGCUUCGACAUCCUCUCGCUGUCCGGCUCCUUCCUCCCGCCGCCGGCGCCUCCCUCCGCCACCGGCCUCACCGUCUACGUCUCCGGCGGCCAGGGGCAGGUCGUGGGCGGCACGGUCGCCGGACCGCUCAUCGCCGUCGGCCCCGUCGUCAUCAUGGCCGCCUCGUUCGGGAACGCCGCCUACGAGCGCCUCCCGCUCGAGGACGACGAGCCGCCGCAGCACAUGGCGGGCGGCGGCCAGUCCUCGCCGCCGCCGCCGCCGCUGCCAUUACCACCACACCAGCAGCCGAUUCUUCAAGACCAUCUGCCACACAACCUGAUGAACGGAAUCCACCUCCCCGGCGACGCCGCCUACGGCUGGACCAGCGGCGGCGGCGGCGGCGGCCGCGCGGCGCCGUACUGAUCAACAUCGAUCUCGCCGGAGAGAAAAAAAAUGGAGGAGAAGGAUCGGAGCGAGCCGUGCAUGGUGUAGGAUGAAUUAAGCUAAGAGUUAAUUUCUUCUUCCGCCUUUGCUAAUCAUGAUGCUCUCGUGUUGUUUAAUCUGUGGCAAUCUGCUUAAUUGCAAGCUCAUCACUGCAAUUAAGCAGCAGCUAAGGAUGGUUGGAUGGUUAAAACUAGUGCUCUCUGUUAGUGUUGAUGUUAAUUAAUUAAUUACUUUGUGUUCUUUUUACCUUUUAUUUACUCUUGAAUAGACUACCUUAAGCUAGCUAGCAUAAUGCAUGAUUCAUGUAGCUUAAUUAGUUAAGGUAGCCAGGUAGUAGUAAUUAAGGAAGGGAGGCAUGAUACAAGUACUACUAGUUGCUAGCUAGAUAGUGGUAAUUAGUCAACUAAUUAAGGGUCUACAAGCCAAUCAAUCAAUCAAUUAUUAAACUAAUCAUGUCAUUGUCCA
This is a messenger RNA of Oryza sativa Japonica Group (Japanese rice), 1552 nucleotides long. Its product is annotated as AT-hook motif nuclear-localized protein 18. NCBI's taxonomy places the organism in Eukaryota, Viridiplantae, Streptophyta, Magnoliopsida, Poales, Poaceae. Gene Ontology annotation, biological process: vegetative to reproductive phase transition of meristem. The record is from RefSeq and is a predicted model, not a curated record. Gene Ontology annotation, molecular function: minor groove of adenine-thymine-rich DNA binding; DNA-binding transcription factor activity. Gene Ontology annotation, cellular component: nucleus.